AUGCCUCUCACUCCACAGUUCAAGUGGAAUGAAGAUGAAGAAAGCUGCUCUGUAGAAGUCAUUCUUUCAAGUGCAGCUGGAUCGACAAGGAAUACCCGGGUGGAAUGCACAGAUGCUAUGAUCAAAGUGACAUCUCCACCAUACUUCCUGCAACUUGACUUGUACAAGGAUAUCGAUGAAUCAACCAGCAAGGCCACUGUUCUGCCGGGUGUUGUUUCGAUCAAAGCGCGAAAGAAAGACAAGGGAAUCUGGGGUCAGCUGAAGGCGGCUGGAGACGCUGCAUCGGUGAAAGAGAGGCGGGAGGCUUCGAUUCGAGAGAAAAGCCAGAGAGACGCGCGGCGCUACGAGGACACAAAGGAGAAGAAACGGCAGGACGAUGAUUACGUGUUCCACAAGCAGUGGGAUCUAGAGAAGGACGAGAAGAGAGUUUCGACUUACUUUGACAAGCAGCUGGUGGAGGGAGACGUCGAUCCCUUCGAGGAGAAAGAUGGACUCAUUCCGCUCCCUGGCAGUUACCACAAGAAGACAGCAAGAAGUAGCGCCAUGGCAAACUCGCUCAAGGCUGAACCAGUACCAGAGUUUGACAUUAGGAAGAAAGACAAGGAAGCAUCGAUCGAAAGACGAGAUGAGGUUAGUGCAAAGAAAUCUCAGAUAGAGGAGAUAGAGGAGGAGGAGGAGGAGGAGGAGGAGGAGGAGAUCAAGAAAGCAAUGGAGCAGGAGGUCGACGAGGAGCAGAAGGCGAAGGAGCACAGACGACUUGAGGCAGAACGAGUGAUGCCGCUGUCGAUGACAGCCAAACAGAAACCUGAUGCCAGUAGCUCUUCUAAGAACCCAGCAGUGGAGGAAGAGGAGAGCUGCCGUAACAAGAAGGAGGCAGAGGAAGGUGACUUGGGCAAGGAACUUGCGUCCGGGAAGAAUGUCGAAGAGGAGGAGGAAAAUGAUGAAGACAAACCGGCCAACAAGAGAGAAUCUUCACGAUCGGACGUGGCAGAUGAAGAGAAGCUGUUAGGAAGGAAGAAGGGAGCCUCUCUCAACAGAUGGGAUGCAGAGGCUGUUGCGCAGAAGCACAGAAUGAUUGGAGACGCAUACUUCAAGGCUGGUAUGGUUGAGGAUGCAAAACGGCACGAGGCACUUGCGAGGGAAGCUGCUCCAUGGGUAGAGGAUCAGCUGAGAGUGUACGAGACGAAGGAGGAAGAGGAGUUGAGACUGCAAAAGGAGAAGGAGAAGGAGGAAAAGGAUCGAGACACGCUCUCUGCGCUGCCUCCUCCUCGCUCAGCUGGAAGGGUCGAGCUGAACUUCACCAAAGGUCGUCGUAACCUGCCCGCAAGAGAAAGAAUCGAGACAGACGAAGAGGUCAAAGUCCGCGAAGAGGAAGACUACCGCGAGAAGAAGCGGGCCAACCCCGACGCCAGGGGUCCCAAUGAGGAUCAGGCACAAUGGCUGAAGAUGCGAGGAGAUCAUUUCUAUAGGACGAGGGACUACAGGGCAGCUCUCAACGCCUACACUAGCUGCUUGCAAUUGGACACCAGGAACGCUCAGGCAUAUAGCAACCGCAGCCUGUGCUCCCUCCGCCUCUUCCUCUUUGCAGACGUCAUAGCAGACGCCAGCAAGGCUCUCGACCUCUUCAAGAAGGUGGAGGACAAGGAGGGGAGAGAGGUAGCUGACAGAAGGGUGCAGGUGAAGAAGGAGGGGAAAGAUCCCGAGGAUUGGGCGCAGGAGCUGGAGAAGCGAGCUCGAUGUCUUCUGCGCCGCGGAACAGCAUACACGCGCUUGGGAAUGUUCGACCUGGCCCUGCAGGAUCUUGACGCAGCGAGUAAGCUCCUUCCAGACAACGAGCUGAUCAAGGACGACCUGGAGGGGCUGCGAGAGGCGAUCGCUCAGCAUCCGUACGUGAAGGCGAAGGAGGAGGGGGACCGCGCUUUCAAGCAGGGGAACACCGAUGAGGCCAUUCGAGCAUACGAUGCUGCCAUCGAUGCAGAUGGAGGAUGCUUUCAGGCUCUGUCCAACCGAGCAGCCUGCUGGCUCGCAAAGGAGGAGUAUGUCCGCUGCAUCGAGGACAGCACAGAGGCGCUGAUGCUGCUCGACCCUUCUGGUCACUUCAACACGAAGCUGGCACUCCGUCUGCUUGUCCGCAGAGGCACAGCGAGGUGCUGGCACGGUGACUUCGAAGAGGGAAGAGCAGACUUCAAGCGCGCGCUCUUGCUCGACCCGCACAACAAACAGCUCCAAGACGAUGUUUCGAUGCUCGUCACCACCACCGGAGCAGCCAAGAGUCUCUCAGAGUUCAUGGGAAGCGCGUUGCCGGAUGCAAGGAGCCAUGCCCUCGCUGCCCUCGAGGCCGCAGGGAUCCAGCGACCUCCGGGAGCAUAG
Molecule: messenger RNA, 2370 nt
Organism: Guillardia theta CCMP2712
Lineage: Eukaryota; Cryptophyceae; Pyrenomonadales; Geminigeraceae
Exons: 12
Coding region: 1-2370 (789 amino acids)
Biological process (GO): inner dynein arm assembly; outer dynein arm assembly; cilium movement
Molecular function (GO): protein binding
Source: RefSeq, a predicted model, not a curated record